AUGGACAUUGGCACGACUUCAGUGAAAGUGUGCGUAUACGAUCCCGAAUUAAAAGAAAUUGUCGCGAAACAGAGUAAGGACACCGCCGCGAAUAUCCCUAGUGAUCAAGGCAUAGAAGGGAACAAACAGGAUGUUCCAAAAAUAGUAUCAGCUGUCCACUACUGCGUGUCCCGGCUCCCGAGAGAUGUUUUACGGCAUGUCACGAAGAUUGGCGUUUGUGGACAAAUGCACGGUGUUGUGCUAUGGAAUGAUGGAGCUUGGGAAAAAGUAGAAAAAGAUGGGGUAGUAAUGCGUUAUGAAGCUACCAGAGAAAAAAUGUCUGCAUUAUAUACAUGGCAAGAUACAAGGUGUAAACCAGAAUUUCUCGACUCCUUGCCAAAACCAGAUUCACACCUGAACUGUUAUUCAGGAUAUGGAUGCGCAACACUUUUGUGGAUGCUCAAGAAUAAACCAGAAAAACUUAAGAAUUUUCAUCAUUCCUCCACAGUACAAGACUUUGUAGUGGCUAUGCUGUGUGACUUGGAAAAUCCAAUAAUGUCUAAUCAAAAUGCUGCCAGUUGGGGCUAUUAUAAUACAGAAGAUAAUCAAUGGAACUUUGAUAUUUUAAAGUCAAUUAAUUUUCCUGUCAACCUUUUGCCUAAAGUAGUCAAGAGUGGUGAAAUUGCAGGUGUACUAAAAUCCUCCUGGAAUGGAAUUCCAGAGGGGACUCCUGUAGGAGCAGCCCUUGGAGAUCUUCAAUGCUCUAUCAUUGCAACAUUAGAGAGCAAAGAAGAUGCUGUUCUAAAUAUAUCCACAUCUGCUCAACUUGCCUUCAUAGUCAAUAAAAUUGAAGAUCUAGGAUGUAAAACUUUAGAACAUUUGCCAUAUUUUAGUAAUACUUAUUUAGUAGUAGCAGCAUCAUUGAAUGGUGGAAACGUUCUUGCCACUUUUGUGAAAAUGCUUCAGCAGUGGAUGCUUGAAUUUGGAUUUCCCAUUCCGCAAUCAAAAGUUUGGGAGAAACUUAUCACCCUCGGCUUGGAAGCACCAUCUACAUCUACAAUGAAAAUUUGUCCACAUUUGUUGGGUGAAAGACAUGCACCUGCUUCCAAGGCUGCAGUGGACAAUAUUGAUCUAUCUAACAUUCAAUUAGGCCAUGUGUUUAGAUCUCUCUGUGAUAGUUUGAUUGACAAUCUACACAUCAUGAUGCCACGGCAAAUCUUACAAAAUGCAAAUAUAAAAAGGAUUGUUGGUAAUGGUUCUGGGUUAUCUAGGAAUGCUGUGCUCCAAAGAGCAGUGGAAAAUUUCUAUAGUCUACCACUAGUGUUUACAUCUGGUGGAGAUGCUGCAAAGGGCGCUGCCAUUGCUGUUAUGAGUACUGCU
This is a messenger RNA of Iphiclides podalirius (scarce swallowtail), 1359 nucleotides long. The record is from the annotation of a GenBank genome assembly. Lineage: Eukaryota; Metazoa; Arthropoda; Insecta; Lepidoptera; Papilionidae.